AUGGCUUCCGGGCACAAUUCAGCAUAUUCCGCGUCCACCCAGCACCGAGCAUUGGGUGACGGACGCUCCUCCCUCAGCCAGGAUGGCGGCUCGGCCGAUGGAAGCUGGCACGAUGGCAUACCACGCACAGGAAGGAAUGGUCGGUCGGAAUCGGGAGGAAGCAGUCUCAUGGGCGGACGGGGAGGGUCAUUGGCGCCUUCGUUUGGAGGCCCAGGUAGCUUCAGCGCAGAGCUCAAGAGCAUGCAUUCUCGCAACGUGACCCCCCGACCGGAUGGCGCGUUUAACAGACGUGCAAGCAGGUCCAUCGGAGAGGAGGAUCUCAUCACAACGGAAGAGCGUCAGGCCUAUCUACGAGAGAGAAUCGCAAGGGAGAUGAAGAUCAAGAGCGGGACCGAGAACAUGCUCGAGGCGUUGCUAGCGAAACCACCGAAACAAACCAAAGAACAGCGACUACGGGUUGAGGGCGAACUGAGUACCUCCAACCGCAAAUUGGUGGAACUACAACAUGAGCUGGAAGAAGAGAUAUUACGUGCGCAGGCGCCGGCAUCGACACCCCCACCCAGCAGCCGACUUUCGAGCCUCUUCCGAGCCAGCCCCAUGCGAUCGCCAUCUCGUAACAAAGACGCCACCAGCUCGUUGAACGGCGAUGAUGAGGAGGGUGGUGAUGACAUGGAGUCACCGACCUAUGUUCUCUCCGAGACACUACAAGCCUUGGAGAUGGAGGGGAUGUCUCCCGAUUUCUACGUUGAACGAGCAAACAACCUGGUCGAACUCUUCAAACGACAUCCGACCUUGAAAUAUGACCUCGCAUGGCCUGUUUUCGGACUACGAGUCCAAGUCAUGCUUCUGAGUGAUAGCAAAGAAGUGGUAGCCGCUGGAUAUCGGCUAACCCGCUAUGCCAUUGCAGACAGAAAAUCCCUACAAACGAUUCGGUCACUGCAUACUGAUGAAUUAGUCAUACUCUCGUUGGUUAAAGAGACCAAAGCAAGCAUUGAGAGGGAGCAGGCACUCAAGUUUGUGCGAGGCUUCCUGGAUGUCAAAGACGGAGUUCGAGAGAUAUCACGCGCUAUAGUUCGCACCAUUGUUGCGGUGGCCGAACAUCACGAAGACCGUCUUCGCAACAUCUCCAUCAUGACAUUGGCUGAGAUUCUGGUCAAAGAUCCAGAGAUGGUUGCAAUUGCGGGUGGGUUUGCUGCGUUGCAUGAUGUCCUCGCAGAGGGGACGUUCGGGGCAUCUGAAAGCUUGAUCUCCAGCUUCUUACAUGUCGUGGAUACCCCGCGCAGUCGAAAAUUCCUCCAAGGAUCAGAACUAGAAGCGGUUCUUACACCCUUUACUGACUCAUUGUCUGACUCGUUGCGCAGCGGACGGUUGAAGUCUGCAGCGCGGGCGAUCUCCGCAAUGCUUAAGACCUGGCCUGGCCUGGUCAUUCUUGCAAGACACGAUUCACAACCGUUACGGUCACUCCUUGACUCACUACACUAUGACGACCCCUCGGCACGCGAUUUGAUUAUGGAACUAUUGUUCGAUGCUCUGCGGAUCAAACCACCCUCCUGGUCAUCAUCAUUCCUCGCGGGUAGGCGACUCACAACCUACGGCAGAGUCUCCAAUCUGCGCUCUGAUACCGAAUCAUCAAAGCCUAUUUGCACUUUCCACGACAGUAACAGCAACAAAUUCGACCUUACUUCCCAUUUCUCUACACUCAUUCUGGCAGGAUUGGUAGAAGCAGGGAUCGCGAAGGUGUGUAUACUUUUCUCUCGGUUGUUACAGGAACUAACGUCAGCACAGACUCUUUCGGAUGUCAUUGAGGACGAGACCGAUCUUUCGCUCAGACGAAAGGCUACUUUGCUCUUGACGGAAGUCCUGAAGCUUGCCCAUCAUUCUUUGCCCCAGGCUGUUAGCGCCAAACUCCAGGUCCUCCCUCAUCUUAUUCCUCCCGCUAUCGACUUUGAGACCGAGAAUCAUGAUCUCUCAACUGCAACUAUCUUCCAGAUUGACAGUAUCAAUCGCACAUUAGCUCGCUCAGGUGCAUAUCCCAGCGGGCAAAGUCGAUACAACAUGGAAACAGACAUGUCAGUUCCUUUGCUACCCAAUGAACAAGGGAAGGAAAAGUUGAGCCCUGCUAUGGACGAGACGCAAUUUCGGAAUGCCAUCCUGGAGACUCAUGUUCUCAACACCGUCAACUACACCAAAUGGAAAUGGGAUAUCAUCCACCGUCUGGUUGAGGGACCUCUCACCAAUUCCAAACGUAUGGACGAGGCAAUCAAAGGCUCCAAGUUCAUGAAACGUCUCAUUGGGUUCUACCGGCCUUUCAAGUAUCGAUUCGCUAUGGUUUCCAACACGAAAGCGAAUCAGCGAUACGUUCGAACGGGCUGUGUUCUCAUGCGCACCCUAGUCAUGACCCCUGAGGGCACCAAGUAUCUGGCUGAGAACAAGUUCCUCCGCCAAGUCGCGGAAUGUCUGGCUCAGUUGGAUCGCAUGAGUGGGUUGACAUCCGAGUCGCCGCUUUUCUCCCGGGAGCAGAUGGCCAACACAUUGAGUGGAGGCUAUUUCGCCAUGCUUGGCGUAUUGAGUGCCGAUGCCAAUGGGCUGUUCAUGAUGGAGCGGUGGCACAUGCUGAAUAUGUUCUACCACAUCAUUGAGCUGCGAGACCGGAAUGAUCUCAUCCAGACUUUGUUGGGAAACAUGGAUUACAGCCGUGAGAGUCAUCUUCGGGUCAUGCUUUCCAAGGCCCUCACCAUUGGGUCCAAGGAGAUCCGAAUCUUUGCGACGAGACUUCUGCGAAAAUAUGCCGUUGGCGAUGCAUCAUUCUCCCCCAAUGUGGCGAUUGGAAAUGCGGAGUGGGUUGUGAAACUUCUCGUCACUCAAUUAUAUGACCCCGAAGUCACGGUCUGCCAAGUCGCAGUCAAAAUUCUCGAAGAAGCUUGCAACCAGCGGGACUAUCUUGAGUUCGUGGUCAAAUGUCGACCCUCUCUCGACCACUUGGGUGAGAUCGGUGCGCCUUUACUUCUUCGGUUCCUGUCUACCUCCGUGGGCUAUCAUUAUCUAGAUGGUCUGGACUAUAUCACCCAAGAGAUGGAUGACUGGUUCCUUGGCCGUAACGAUAGCUAUGUUGCUCUCGUUGAGGCUGCCCUUUCUCGAGCUUACGUUGAGCAACCACGACGUGGUAGUCUUGCCCCCGAGGAUCUGGUAGACCUACAAGAUAUCGGUCUGGUGCCACCUCAUUUCUACCGAGAGCUUGCACGAACCGCUGAAGGAUGCAAGCUUCUUGAACAAUCAGGUCAUUUCAACGAGUUUGCUUGGACAAUCCGUGAUUUUAGGCUGGAUGAAGAAGAGAAUGAGAUGCUUCUCAAAGCCAAGGGCUGCCUCUGGGCAGUUGGCAACAUCGGAUCGAUGGAACUCGGCGCUCCAUUCCUCGACACCGAUAUCAUCCAGCGAAUCGUGGAUAUAGCUACGAGUGCAGGUGUCCUCACAAUGAGAGGCACAGCAUUCUUUGUUCUCGGCCUCAUCUCUCGGAGUAGACAUGGACUUAAAGUCUUGCAAGGACUGGGCUGGGAUUCCGGCGUGGACCAGAAAGGCGACUCUUUGGGUCUUUGCCUUCCUACCGAUUUCCGAAAAUUGUUUUGGAUCACUUUCCCCGGCUUUGAUUCGAAGUCGAAGCGCACCCCUCAGGAGAAGAUGAAGGAAGCCACCUCAGAUCCUGAUUCUGUCAAUCAACAGAUCCUCAAAUCCAUUGUUGACAUGGGAAACACUGUCCUUGCCAAACGAGCGGCGUCGGAACUCCACAGGUAUGCUCUCUCCUCGACGACCAGCGUUACAGUUUCUGACCAUUCUUGCAGCUUGAAAUCCAAACAACCCGACAAAUUCCGCCAGGUGGAUCUCUUCCGCAAAACCCUAUGCAUCCUAGAGAGUCACCAUUUCCGACUUCCAUCACGUCGCUUUGCCCUGGACUUGUUCGACAAGAGCGUCAUGCGGCGAAUUGUCCUUGAGGAAGACUCCGACUCAGAAUCUGAUUCUUCAGGCAGCUCUCAAUCCGACUAA
This is a messenger RNA of Penicillium salamii, 4038 nucleotides long. Lineage: Eukaryota; Fungi; Ascomycota; Eurotiomycetes; Eurotiales; Aspergillaceae. The record is from the annotation of a GenBank genome assembly.